Molecule: messenger RNA, 3718 nt
Organism: Panicum hallii
Lineage: Eukaryota; Viridiplantae; Streptophyta; Magnoliopsida; Poales; Poaceae
Exons: 3
Coding region: 250-3243 (997 amino acids)
Biological process (GO): regulation of gene expression
Cellular component (GO): peroxisome
Molecular function (GO): RNA nuclease activity
Source: RefSeq, a predicted model, not a curated record
UAAAAUCGCGUAAAACUGAUAGACCUUUCCCUACACGGAAACACGAAAGGGGCACCAAAUUGAUCUGAUCCAUUCAAUUUAACGAGUCGGUCUCUGAUUUCUCUCCUUUCCUUGGCGGCGACGGCGCCGGCGUCAAAACCAAUAAGGACUCCACCCGCCCGGCCCGCCGGCUCCACCACCGUCCGGGCCGCCGCCGGCGAAACCCUAAGCCAGCCAUCCGAUCAACAGCCCAUCGGACCCGCGUAGGCAAUGGGAGAGUGCGCGCCUGCGGCGGCGGGGGCGGCGCCGACGACGGCGAAGACGUCGGUGUGGUGGGACAUCGACAAGUGCGCGGUGCCCCGCGGCCGCUGCGACCCGCAUCGCAUCGCCCACAACCUCAUCGCCGCGCUCGCCGCCGCGGGGUACGCGGGCCCCGUCUCGAUCGCCGCCUACGGUGACGCCGCCCGUGUCCCCCCGCCCGUCCUGGCAGCGCUCUCCGCCACCGGCAUCUGCCUUAACCACGUCCCCGCCGGGAGCAAAGACACAAGUGAGAAGAGGAUGCUUGUUGACAUGUUGUUCUGGGCAUUCGACAAUCCUCCACCAGGAAAUUACCUGCUUAUCUCAGGCGAUCAGGAUCUCUCCGAUCUCCUUCACAGGCUUAGGAUGAAGCGUUAUGAUAUCCUGCUAGUACGACCUCCCAAUGCAUCAUCUCAAGCGCUUGCGGCUGCAGCUAAGAAGAUUUGGCUCUGGGAAAACCUUACAGCAGGAGAGCUGCUGCUACCAGAGCCGGCGCCUGCAAGAAGCGUGUUAGGUUGCAAGCUGAACGUGAAUAGUUCGGAUACAUUGAAGUGCUCGCAAAGUAAGGUUUGUUCCAAAUAUGGUAAAGGUGAUAGUAAUGGAAAUGCAGGUAACCAAAAUAGAGUGAAACCUCUUCAAAAGUAUGUAAAGAAGGCAAGUAGUUCAUCUACUCCUGCAAUUACUCAAGAUCGAGUAGCGCCAGCUGGUGGAGUUUCUGAAAGUUAUAUAGGAAGCACAUCGAGUGAGAUAGACCAUUUUUCUGCUUCAUCAUUAUCAUCAUCAAGUUCUGACACACCGGAAUGUGCAAAGGUGGCUACCUCAGUUCCACUGGCUACUUUGUCCAAGUUGUCAUCUCAGAAAUCUGUGUUCUCUACUCAUUCGCAGCAAGUGGAAGCAACACACAGGUCCGUCCCUGGUGAGAAACCUAGCACAUCGUCCGAGCGAGUGCCAAGAAAUGCAACUCUUGAUCUUGUUGCUAGUAAUGGUCAUUAUAAUGAAACAUCUCAGCAUUUAAGAUAUUCCGAAGCGCAGAAUAAGCUUCAUUCUGAGUUUACAACAGGUGGUAAUAAGGGAAAGGCAGUCAAUCGACCUGGGGUGAAGCCACUUCAGAAGUAUGUAAAGAAGACAAAUGCCACAUUUGGCUCUGCAAACAAGCAAGUUGGUUCAGUUGGAGUUCAUGAACGUCCUAUAGGAAAUAGUACAAUUGGGCUAGUCCAAGCUUCUAAUUCAUCAUUGUCAACUUCUACUCUGCCCCAUUCAUCAGCUCAAAAACCUGUAGCUUCUGCUCAUUCGCAUCAAGUGAAAGCACCACAUGAGUCCAUCCUUGGUAAGAAGCCUAGCUCAUCAGUUGAGCAAGUGAAAGCACCACAUGAGUACAUCUUUGGUAAGCCUAGCACAUCAGUUGAGCAAGUGAGACUACCACAUGAGUCCAUCCAUGCUAAGAAGCCUAGCUCAUCAGCUGAGCAUGCGUCAAGAAACAGAAUUCAUGAUUUUGAUGUUGGUACUGCCAAUUAUCAUCCAGAAUAUCAGCAAUCCCAAUCUUCUGAAGCACAGAAUAAGCUCCCCUGUUAUUCUAAUAUGGGUGAUAGUACUGGAAAGUUAGGAAAUGAACACAAGCUCAAUGUUUCAUCAGCUUCGGCAAGCAAUGAAAUAAAUCCAUCUAAUGGACUUCUUGAUAAUUCUAAAGGAAGCCUUUUGAGCUAUCCAAGUCAAUCUUUGUCAGCAAUAUCAAGCUCUAAGUCACUUGAGAGCGCAAAGGUGAAUGACUCAAGUCCGCUGUUAUUAGCUCAUAGAUCUUUAAUGACUGAACAUUUGGAUCAAGAUGGAGCAGCAUCCGCUUUUGGUAACAAAACUAGCACAUCAUUUCAGUGCACAGCCAAAAAUGAAACUUUUGUUUUUGGUGUUAGUAGUGGCCAGUACCAUCCAACAUACCAGCAAGCCCAGUCUUCUCUGCUAUCGGAGCAACAUAAUUCAGGUACUCAUCCUCAUAUUGUGUCACAUAGAGGCAGCUCUGCUCCGCGAUCAGUAGCACAUAAUGGGGUUCCUUCUGCACAAAUACAAACAUGGUCCAGUGGCUCAAAUUUUGAUGGUUUGGAUUAUAUUUGCAAUGGUUUUAGUAGACUGAAUAUUUUUGAAUGCCCUAGAGGAACUGCUGAGACCAGGCCACCUUUCCAAGGUGCACCUACCAAUGAUCCUUCUAUGGGAAUGCCAGAUAUUUCUGGACAUAGUACAGGUUUUCACGAGAGCAUAUCAUCUUUUCACUUUGGUUCUAACACCAGCAGCUAUCUGAAUCACUCUAGUGAUCCUCAUAGUAGCCAUUCUCCAUGCAGCGAUACUUGCAGAGGUGGGCACCAACCUAGUCUAUCCAGUGACAUGCAAAGUUAUGGACAUUCUGGAGAUAAGCCAGGAUAUCCGCCAAAUUCUCCUAAGAAUGAAGGUACUAUAGGAAUAAUAUUACAUGCUUUGGGCAUACUGAAGACUGAAAAGAUAUUCCCGACAGAAUCAAAUAUUGCAGACUGCAUAUGUUAUGGAGAUAUUAAUUUAACAAGUUUUGAUGUUAAGAAGGCUCUUGAACUGGCUAUUCGACAUGAAGCUGUCGUUAUGAAGAAGUUACUACACGAUAUGCCACUAUUUGUUGCAAAAGAUGAGAGCCUCUGGAAAUGUGUGAAUGUAACAAAUAGCAAAGCAAAGAAUCCCAUAGAGGAGCUAGAGAUGGUUCAUAAGUACAUAUCAACCAGUGGUGGUUAUUCAGGAAUAAAGAACUCUCAGUCAAGGUACCAAGCUGCAAUGAUCUUGAAGAGAUCGUGCUUGCAGCACUGUGCCCUCAGCAAUAUUCUCCAGAUUCUCCAUAUCAUAAUUGUUAGGAAGAAGUGGAUUGUGCCCCAUUCUUCAGGGUGGCAGCCACUGUCCAUAAACACAACAGCAGAUAUCGCAACUACUGAUGCUACAGGAAAAGUGAAGUCUUGAUUCUUUUCCUAUGCUCAUGUUGGAUGGAUAUUUUGAUGUGCUGGUGAGUGGCAGGUAGAAAAUGUCUUUGAGAUCCACAUUCAUCUAGAGGUUUUUGGGAUGUUGCAUUAUGAUCUUUGUUCUACCCAUCAUAUUCCACCAGAGAGGUUUGGAGCUGGACCAAUAUGUCAGUGUUAAGUAUAGCUUGUGUGCCAAAGAGAGCUGUGAAUAGCCUACUGGAGCUGGACCAAUAUGUCAGUGUUAAGUGAAGCUUGUGUGCCAAAGAGAGCUGUGAAUAGCCUGCUGGUUCUGCCCCAAAUAAUACGGAGCAACCUCGGGUACCAUGUUCUAUUUAGUUUGACAUUUUGUAAUGGCAGAUGAGGAAGAUAUAGGAAUACAAAAGGGCUUUUGAUGUGUCUCCUCAGUGGCACUGGCACAAUUGUGCCUGAGGGUAAAUUUUGAACUUGAAAAGCUGUGCUUCUAACUAAGUUGGCUG